Messenger RNA from Salvia splendens (bonfire salvia), 806 nucleotides. RefSeq names its product adenylyl cyclase-associated protein 2-like. The record is from RefSeq and is a predicted model, not a curated record. Lineage: Eukaryota; Viridiplantae; Streptophyta; Magnoliopsida; Lamiales; Lamiaceae. The coding region runs from base 110 to 628 and encodes 172 amino acids. The transcript is spliced from 3 exons.
CCCUAAACCCACGGACUGAGAAAAGAAUAAUUACAGCGAGACUUCACCUGAAACAGAAGGGAAAACAAGCAAAAGGGGAAAAACUUGGAGAAGAAGAAUAAGAUCAACAAUGAGCGACGAAGGCCCCAAGCUCUUCACCAACAAACCUAAAAAAUCUCAGUUGAAGGCAUCUGGAAUGACAUCCUCGUCGUCAGCGGGAGCCACAGCUCCUCCGCCGCCACCGCCACCACCGCCGACGCCGCCGGUUAAGGAGACGUUCCAGCGCUUUAAGUUCUAUAAGACGAUUGCGUUGGUUCUCAGUUUAACUGUUGGAGCUUAUGCUUUCGCAAGGACUGUGUUGAAAGUAGGACCGCAAGAGAAGAAAGCUGAGGAUCCUACAAUUUCUACAUCAUCAUCUUCAACCUCUGCCACUGCGACUACUAUCACCGAACAGCCUGCUUCCUCACCUGGUGUAGAGCCCAUCCAACGACCACCAAUCCCGGAGGAACAGCAGCGUGAGCUAUACAAAUGGAUGCUGGAGGAGAAGAGGAAAGCGAAGCCCAGAGACGCAGAAGAGAAAAAGCGCAUUGAUGAGGAGAAAGGCAUUCUAAAACAGUUAAUCCGAGCCAAGUCCCUCCCCAAAAUCUGACAAAUUUCUGCAUCUAGGAAUGCUUAAUUAAUUCCUUCUAAACCAAAAUCUCACAGGAAAUGCCUGCAGUUUGAGAAGAAAAUUGUUGUGGUUAGCAUAGUCAGGACUUAUGAAACAUUUCUUAAUGAAAUUUGAACGUGAAUGCUUUGUUUGAUGAUGAUGUCUUGUUAUCAAAUGA